AUUCAAAGCAAUUGUUCCUUGUCUGUGUCACAUAGAUAGUUUCAAGAAUAGCUGUUCUUUCCCAGUUCUUUUUUUCUCUUAAUUCAAGCCCAGCACCAUACUGUGGACGUCUAUAAAGUACUAAAUACUGUUAACCCACAGUGUAACUCUUAUUCUAAAGCAUAACUUUACUCAUGUAAGAUGAGACAAAAGCAACUGAAGUACUCCUCUAACCUAAAACCUUCAGCAUUGUCCUUAAGUAUCUCAAUUCCAGAGCCUUAACCUCAGAAUGACAGUUCUCUAAGUGCCUUAAUUAAUUCACUCAUUUUCCAAUUUAUAUGGGGGCUUAUUGGGUUGACUUCUGUUUUCAGCCCUAUUUCUUUGUGACUUAGUGAUGCAGAUUGUGGUCUUGCCCAUAUGUGUCUGUCUUUCUUAUUUAACGCUGAUAUUGUCUUUUUUCCCUUCUUUCCACCUGCCUGCUGCUUUCAUUCUGUAGUAUUGGUAUUUGCCAUUUCCUUUACCUUCGGCAUCUCUGCGUCUCAUGAGUUCUGAGCUUUUUACCCUGACUUAUGGAGCUCUGGUCACCCAGCUUUGCAAGGACUACGAAAAUGAUGAAGAUGUGAACAAACAGCUGGACAAAAUGGGCUACAAUAUUGGUGUCCGAUUGAUUGAAGAUUUCCUGGCUCGGUCAAAUGUUGGCAGAUGUCAUGACUUUCGGGAAACAGCAGAUGUUAUCGCCAAGGUAGCAUUUAAAAUGUACCUGGGCAUCACCCCGAGCAUCACCAACUGGAGCCCCGCUGGUGACGAAUUCUCCCUGAUCUUGGAAAACAACCCUCUGGUCGAUUUCGUGGAGCUUCCUGAUAACCACUCAUCCCUCAUUUAUUCCAAUCUCCUAUGCGGGGUGUUGAGAGGAGCCCUGGAAAUGGUCCAGAUGGCAGUGGAUGUGAAGUUUGUUCAGGACACACUGAAAGGAGACGGGGUAACAGAAAUCAGGAUGCGAUUCAUCAAGCGAAUUGAGGAUAAUCUCCCCGCGGGAGAAGAGUAAUCAUUCCAGGGGCAGUGGAGCUGACCAGCUGGGGCACCUGCUAAAUCUCAGCCCUCCCCAGGGUUGUAAAAUCAAAGUGCCCCCACCUUAGAGAACUCAGUGACUCUUUAAGAUGUUAUAUAUUCUUCUAAUCUUGUUUCCAUUUUCCAUGCUAAUAAAAAACAGACUUGUGUGAUAUAUUCCAUUUAUCUCACAAGUGUGUGCUACUGAUCUCA
Sarcophilus harrisii (Tasmanian devil) is the source of this 1239-nucleotide messenger RNA. It is a transcript of the gene TRAPPC3, whose product is annotated as trafficking protein particle complex 3. The coding region runs from base 521 to 1024 and encodes 167 amino acids. Gene Ontology annotation, biological process: intra-Golgi vesicle-mediated transport; endoplasmic reticulum to Golgi vesicle-mediated transport. Gene Ontology annotation, cellular component: cytosol; cis-Golgi network membrane; TRAPP complex. The transcript has 5 exons. NCBI's taxonomy places the organism in Eukaryota, Metazoa, Chordata, Mammalia, Dasyuromorphia, Dasyuridae. The record is from RefSeq and is a predicted model, not a curated record.